UCAACCUGCUCUGAGAACCACAGCAAUGACAUUAUUCCUGGUGUUGCUAUUCCUGGCCGCUGGGCUGCUUCCGUGCUUUCCUGCAGAUGGAUAUGAGGAUCCAGAGUUUGCUUCUGUAUUAACCUCUCGAAAAGAAGUGCAAAGGGAGAUCGUAGACAAACACAAUGAACUGAGGAGAGCAGUCUCUCCACCUGCCAGCAACAUGCUAAAGAUGGAAUGGAAUAGUCAGACUGCAGCAAAUGCCCAAAAGUGGGCAAACCAGUGCACGUACCAACACAGUACCGCACAGUUUCGAAGAACCAACGUAAGCUGUGGUGAGAAUCUCUUUAUGUCAAGCGCCAUCACUUCCUGGUCAUCUGCCAUCCAAAAUUGGGAUGAUGAGAAAUAUGACUUGAUCUUUGCUGUAGGGCCAAAGACUCCCAAUGCAGUGGUUGGACAUUAUACUCAGGUUGUUUGGUACUCUUCUUACCUCGUUGGAUGUGGAUUUGCCCACUGCCCCAAUCAAAAUCCUCUAAAAUUCUUCUUUGUUUGCCAGUAUUGUCCUGCGUAA
This is a messenger RNA of Propithecus coquereli (Coquerel's sifaka), 550 nucleotides long. RefSeq names its product cysteine-rich secretory protein 3-like. The record is from RefSeq and is a predicted model, not a curated record. The coding region runs from base 26 to 550 and encodes 174 amino acids. Gene Ontology annotation, cellular component: extracellular region. The transcript has 6 exons. NCBI's taxonomy places the organism in Eukaryota, Metazoa, Chordata, Mammalia, Primates, Indriidae.